Messenger RNA from Platichthys flesus (European flounder), 2123 nucleotides. It is a transcript of the gene slc25a17l, whose product is annotated as solute carrier family 25 member 17-like. Gene Ontology annotation, molecular function: AMP transmembrane transporter activity; FMN transmembrane transporter activity; coenzyme A transmembrane transporter activity. Gene Ontology annotation, cellular component: peroxisomal membrane. The transcript has 9 exons. Bases 277 to 1224 code for a protein of 315 amino acids. The record is from RefSeq and is a predicted model, not a curated record. NCBI's taxonomy places the organism in Eukaryota, Metazoa, Chordata, Actinopteri, Pleuronectiformes, Pleuronectidae.
GUAGAAAAAUAAGUUCACGACUCUGUCCAAUCAAUGAAUGGGCGGAAGUUCGGCUCGUCACCUCCCACCGGGUUUGUAAACACUGUGUGACUGCUACACGUUCACUUCACUGAUCACAGCCGGAACAACUGGAUCGACCGUUGGCAGUGAUUCCCAGGUCCUCCACGGUUUACUUCCCGGUCUCUGCUGCGGCGUGUGAGAGUGAGUGAGUGAGUGAGUGUGUGCCUGUGUGUGUGUGUGUUUGUGUGAGACCUGUGACCGGCGGAGACUGCAGAGAUGUCGGAUAACGGAGGAUCGGCUGUCGGCCUCUUUGCGUACGAGACGCUGGUUCACGCGGUGGCGGGAGCUAUGGGCAGCGUGACAGCGAUGAGCGUCUUCUUCCCUCUGGACACGGCCAAGAGCAGACUGCAGGUGGACGAGAAGCGGAAGUCCAACUCCACCCCCAUCAUCCUGGCUGAGAUCGCAAAGGAAGAAGGCCUUCAGUCCCUGUACAGAGGCUGGUUCCCAGUCAUCUCCAGCCUCUGCUGCUCCAACUUUGUCUACUUCUACACCUUCAACACGCUGAAGAGGCUGGCGGUCUCUGGUCCAGGCAGGCCCGGACCCGGCAAAGAUCUGCUCAUGGGAGUUGUAGCAGGGGUGGUGAAUGUGGUCCUGACCACUCCCAUGUGGGUGGUCAACACUCGGCUGAAGCUGCAAGGGGCCAAGUUCCGUAACGAGGACCUCCAGCAGACCCAGUACAAUGGAAUGUUUGAUGCUUUCUCGCAGAUCAUUGCCAAUGAGGGAGUGGGAACUCUGUGGAACGGCACUCUGGCCUCUCUCAUCCUCGUCCUCAACCCGGCUGUGCAGUUCAUGUUUUAUGAGGCCUUGAAGAGGAAGGCGGGCAGGGGAGGGAAGAAGAUAUCCUCAGCAGAGAUCUUUGUGAUUGGGGCUAUUGCCAAGGCCAUUGCUACCACGGCAACAUAUCCUCUUCAAACAAUUCAAGCCAUCCUGAGGUUCGGUCAGUACAAAGGCGAUGGAAAGAGCCGUGUGACAGGAAGCCUCUCCAGCAUUCUCUCCCUGUUCAUGGAUAGAAUCAGGAGGAACGGUGUCCUUGGUUUGUACAAAGGCCUUGAGGCCAAACUGCUCCAGACGGUACUGACGGCUGCCCUCAUGUUUGUGGUGUACGAGAAGAUCACUUCUGCGACCUUCAGAGUCAUGGGCCUGAACAAGAAGCUGAAGCAGUGAACAAACGCCCACUUCGGCAUUAACACACUUGUUGUAAGUGGGUUUUGUUUGUGCCAGAAGUUACAUCGAUUUUGUGCCUUUAGGGCUACAGACGCUCGCCCAAAACAACCACAAAGGUAACACUUGUGUUUUUAACCUAUUUCCAUCUGUGCAGACUGACCAUGAAUAUCAGCUCUGUUGAAUUUGGUUGGAGUUUUAUGGUUAAUUUAAGGAAGUAAAUCAUGAUAAUGUAUUCGGUAAGUCUGCUAUGGUAACAAAUUUAACCAAGUUACUGGUCUUAAUUAAUCGGACCAUCUAGAAACAACAUUAAUGUUGGCUUGAUUUAAUUUAGCCCUGUGAUGGAGAAACAACCUGUUCAGGGUAUUCACCACCAAGCCUCUCUUAACCCUUUAAGAAUUUGAGUUAAAGCUAAAUGCCAAUGAUUUCAUAUGCACAUAAAGACAGAGAUUCCCUUGCCUACAAUGAAAUUAUAUUUAACAAACAUGAGAUCUUAGGACUAGUAGGGACAAAUAUUACAUUACUUGUAAAGGAAAGGUUUGGUAGAAACUGUGUUUACUGUCUGUGAGACAACUCUGGAAAACAGAGAUCUGACGUUUUUUUAACUUCAAGAUAUAACCAGUGUGUUACUUUCUGAAUCAGCUGUAGAAGUGCUUGUUGCUGGACUUCGUUACCUUUAGCCACAGGCAGACUCGGCCUCAUUCAUUCUCAGUGACUUAGCAUUAACAGCAUUUCCCCCAAAGUAUCAAACUUUGUCUGGGUUCUUCCAGAAAUUAUGAGACCAAGAAUUUACCUCCUUGUGCGUUGCCUGGAUCAUUCCUCAUACACUCCGUCAAAAGUUUAACUGUGAAAUUAACUCACGCACAAUAUAUCGUUACUACACACAAAUGAGCUGUAACAAC